Xyrichtys novacula (pearly razorfish) is the source of this 6461-nucleotide messenger RNA. The record is from the annotation of a GenBank genome assembly. NCBI's taxonomy places the organism in Eukaryota, Metazoa, Chordata, Actinopteri, Labriformes, Labridae.
UUCAGUUUAGUCCAAAGGCGCGUGCACGUGUUUGAGUUGGCGGGCAGCUUCAAGUCAGAGUUUCCAUGUGAGGAGUGAACUCUGAGUUUAACUCCGAGUUUAACUCCGAGUUUAACUCUUUAACCGUAAAACUGAGUGAAAAUCAGACCGAGUACAGGGACUGAGGACCGGGGAGGGGACAGACACCUCCAAGUUCAGGUGUGCCUCAGGUGAGGGAGUGUCUGAGAAUCCAGGUGAAAAUAAUAAAAGCUUCUUUCUUCUUCUUCUUCUUCUUCGUUGGUGGGAAAGUUGAUUAAAGACAUGAAGAGUAGAGCACAGACAUGUCCGAACAGGCUGAUGAUCUUUGACGCAGCGUUUCUCUCUAAACUGUAAAAAUGGCGCAGCGUGUUUGCAUAUGAAACAGCUGAGUUAACGGGUCUGAACGUUUCCUUUAGACCUGCUGUAAAAUAAAACCUUUAAGUCUGUUAAAAACCCGGACGGAGGUCCUGCAGAGUUUCUCCUCAGACUCCAAACUAACGCGGUUUGUUGGACUUCAGACACUUGGAUCAGAGUUUCUCUCGACUACAGAGCGCAGACAGUAAAAUCCUGUUAUUUUCUGUGUGUUUUAGGAGCUCAGAGAGAGUCAGGUCUUACCAUGAUCGCAGGUCUCUGCUGCCUCCACAGCUGUCUCGGAAUAAAGGAGUCAGAUCAUCUGAAAGGAGUCUUUGAGGAGCUGCUCCGCCCGGCUGAGGUAAACCUGUCCCUCCUCACAGCCCCGAGCAGAUCCCCGCUCACCAACUCCUUAAUAUUUAAUAUUAUUGAUAUGUAAAGAGAGAGAGAAGGAGGUUAAAGGGAAAUAUCUGAGCGGACUCCUGCAGACUGUGUCAUUGAGUCAGGGUUUCUCCUCUUCUCUUCAGGUAGAGGACGCUGACAUGGAGGAGGAAUCUGCCCGGGCCAGGUAACACACCCUGAGGCACACAGCAGGUGACACACACACACACACACACACACACACAGCAGGUGACACACUCACACUCAGGCAGCAGCAAUGGCGGGUUGUUGUGCAACUCCAACUCUCUGACAGAGAGACAGCAGGGUAACCUAUGGACUGGGACUCCUGACCUGAUUAUUGAACAGAAUCAAAUUAAGAAAUUGAUAGAAAGAGCUUUUGUCAGAGUAACUCCAGGGCAAAUACAAUAAAAAGAGGAGAUAAUAAUAGAUACAAAUAAGUAAAAAUAAAGAGAUAAUAUACAAGUAUUUAUACUACAUACAACACAAAUAGUAACAUCAUAUGCAUGUAAAACAGUAAAGAGAGUCCAGAUAAAGACGACUGACUGAGGGGGUCCGAGUCUCUGAGGGGGGAGAUAAACAGUCUGAUGACCACCGGCAGGAAAUAAGACUAUAGCACUGUUUAUUAUUAUUAUUAUUAUUAUUAUUAUUAUUGGUGCAGAGACAGUCACUUUUCUUAAGUCAGAUUUAAAAACUGACUUUUACAGACUUGAUUUUAUGUGGUACAGUCUUUAAUCUUUAAUCUCUUUUACCUCUUGUCUUUUAUUUCAGCUUUACUGUCUUUUUAGCUUUUGUUAAACUUGAACUCCUUUUAUUGUUUUAUCUCUAACUCAUUUUUUUAUUUAUUCUUUUUAUUCGUCUGUUUGACAGGGACAGUCCAUCAUUGUUGAACCUAAUUAAAGAAUAACUGAUGCUGUAUGUAGGACUUCUAGCCGUGGCUAAUUUACAGUCCUUAUCCCUGGUCAGACAGCAGGAAAUACAGAUCAUGAUACAUAAACCACUAAAUAAAACUAACAUUAUAGCAGGUGCAGACAGGUAAUUAUAUGUUUGCAUAAAAACAACAAGAAAACAGACAAAAUGAGCAGUUUCUUCGAUACGCACAAAUCCAGAAACUCACAUAUACAUAUACAUAUAUACAUAUAUACGCAUAGACACACUAUUUGUUGCUCUAUUUUAUCAUUACUAUUAUUAUCAGUAUUACCUGUUGAUUGUUGAUUUUGACUUUUGUAUAUACUAUCCUGUUUCCACUUUAAUCCCCCCUUUUAAUUACAUUUUCUUUUUUCUGAACUAUUUUAUGUUGUUAUUUUGGUCCUCAUGCUCUCAUUUAUGUUUCAUGGUUCUUGUAUUUUCUGGGUUCACUAUGACAUGAAAAUGACCUUCGAUUCAGUUUUAACUGAACUUUUUUUAAUCUAUAUGUCGAAGCUCUUUGUAAACUUCUGUUUUUAAAAGUGCUGUACAGAUAAAGUUAUUAUUAUAAUAAAGAAAACUUUGUCGGCUCAAAGAAACGGUUUUAAAAAAUACAAACAAAAUGAAUUAGAAACAAAGUUAGAAAGACAAACAGGAUAAAGAGAGGUAGCUGUUAGUAUUUGAGGAAUAAAGCCGAGUAAACAGAGGUGAGUACACAGAGUAACUCUGUAAACACGGCUCGGUUAGAACAUAUUUCAUCUGUAUAUUAGGAUAAAUAUCCGUACAUGUAGGAGCGCUCGUCUUCUGAGGUUCUAAUAGAGGAAGAUUCUGAUGAAUCCUGAAACUCUUGUUACAGGAUAAUAGAGGAGAUGUUUCUGCUGACCUCUCAGUUUAACCUUCACCUCUCAUAUUUAUGCAGAUCCUCGUGUUAAAAGCCUGAAUCCUGAGCAGACUCUCUUACAGAUCCGUCCUCUCUCUCUCUCUCUCUCUCUCUCUCUCUCUCUCUCUCUCUCUCUGUCUGUUGUUGUUUGUGUGUCUCUCUCAUGAUUUAUUGAUGCCACACAGAAGCUGAAACCCGUCUCACUCACAGGCCUAUAAAAAAUUCAGACUCUGCCUUUAUUUUCUCAUGGCAGAGCGGAUCAGAACAGAACAAACUGCGGAUAAGUCGCAGGUUUAUACCCCUGAAGGGAACGAGAGCUGGCUUUGAAAUGCAUUUCCAAAAUCCGACGUUUUAGUGUGUGUUUGAAGGUCAUGUGAAAAUUACACCUGUAUUAUAAUCAUCUGGAGGAGUGGAGGAGGAGGAGGUCGAGUUUUUCUGGUUUGGUGAUGAAGUUAACAGUAUGUUCAAAAAAAUAUGCAAACCCAUCAAAAGCAGAGAGAAAACAAACGUCUCCUCUGACUCGGGUCUGCUCUUAAAGCUUGUUAUACAUUAACAAAGCGAAUGUCUGCAGGAUGACUCACACAUACCACCGAGCAACUUCCACUGACUGCAGUUGGAACGUGAAGCUCGAGGAGAUGUUGAAAACAUUUCUCUGUCUCUGGUUUCAAAGUCCUCCUCCUGUGUGUGUGUGUGUGUGUGUGUGUAUGUGUGUGUCUUUCAAACAUGCUCACCUGGCUGCAGCCCAGUCCACGCUGCCAGAGACACUGCGGCGUAAACAGCUGUUUUCCUCAGACCCACCAGGAUUUGCUUUGCUUGGCAGAGGAUUUAGACGGGCAGAAUGACAAUAGUCUGAAGUUGGAGAAAAGACGGUCUCCUGUGCCAAAGCAGGGCCAUUCAGACGCUCCUUUCAUCGGCUGGAAUAGGAACGUAAUUACGGUGUAAAACUCGUCCCUUUGAGCCGCUGAAAUCAUCGUUUGUGAUCUUAGUGUGGGAAAAAGCUCCAACAUAACGACUCAGACCACUCAGUCCUCUGGCUGUAAAUGAGCCUCAGAGCUGCUGGAGGAGUGAAAGAGUGAAACCUCAUUUUCUCUUUAGAUCAACUGAGUCACCUUCUUCAGAUCUUCUUCAUCUAUAUAAUCAUGGUCAUAUCCCGUAGUCACGCAGCUGUGGUGCUUCUGUGUCCAGGUUUACUAAAGGUAUACUGUGAUAUCAUGUUAAUCUCUCGUUACUCAAGAAGAAGACGAAGAAGUGUGAAACUCCAACAAGCACAAAGAAAAGACGGUAUUCUACCCUGAGACACCAGGAACUAGGGCUGGACGAUAAAACAAUAACGAUAUAUAUCAACAAUUAAUGUCCCUCAAUAUCAAUAUAAAACAUGAUCAAUAUCCUUUUCAAUAGUCGUCAUUCUGACAUGUUUUGGUCGACUAACGAACAGUCGGGCUGGACGAUCUGCUUUUCUCCUGAUUUGAUUCUUCUACGAUUGUUUGGAUGUUGAUUUGAUUUAAAUUGUGAUUCUACGAUAUUGUUGAUUUUCUCGAUCUUUAGUCUGUAUUUUAAAGUGAAACAGAUCAAUGAUUAUGAUCGUCUGCUGACUAUUAAAGGAACCAGAUUUACUCAAAAAUAAACGUCACAUGGAGGUCAGAUUUAAAGAUUUACUCUUACAUUUGAAAAUAAAAAAUAGAUUUUUGAGCAAAAAAUCCUGAUACUUCCGUGAAUCGAUUUUUUUUCUCCCACCCCUAACGAACAGCCAAUGAAAAGGGGAGUUUCUCCACUUCGCUCUGAACCAAUCAUGUUCUGAAUUAGAACAUGAUUGGUAUCAAGUAUCAAACAACUGUGUCGUAGCAGACAGCAGCUCCACCCAACCAUAGCACUUUAACAUCACAACGACAAAACGCCAAAGAGACACAGAGACCUCACAGAUGCAGAUCUAGGAUGUGCGCACGUGCGUCCAAAUGGAAAUAAAACAACGGCUAGUUUUUCAAAAUAAAAGCAACACAUGUGUAUAGCAUGUCGAUGAUUUGUUUGACGGACCUCACAAAGGGCCGGGCAGGGACAUCCAGGGGGCCGGAUGUGGCCCUCAGGCUGUAAAAUGUCCAGGUCUGCUCUGAAUGAACUGCAGUUCACUUUGUGUGCCUUAGGUGUCGCUGUCCUGUUAUUUUGUAAAAAGGUAGCUACGUCACUGUUGUCGGCAGGUGAUUGAUCUGAAAAGGCUAAAGAUUUUUGACCGCUGUGGCGCUAAAUGUCGGCGUUUCGUUUACUCGCUGUUGUUUGAUGGGAAUUACAAACGGACUUUAAUGAUGUUCAUCACAUCAAAUUAAUGUUGUCUGCAUCAGAGGAUCAUCAAAAACUCGUGUUAGUGAAUAAAACCAGGUUUAGUUUGAAGUCUAGACUUUGAUAUGACUUUCGCUGAUUGAGCUUAAAAGCAGAUCUUCCUGUGGCUCUUAAAUUGUUAAUGACUGUUUUUCUUCGUGUUUUCCCUCCGUCUCCCCCCUCCGUCUCCCUCCAUCUCCCCCCUCAGCUCCCCCUCAGCUCCCCCUCUGCUCCUUGUUUGUCGAGGCGUCUUUGCAAACACCAACUGCCAACCACAAAGCCUGGAGAAACCACCCUCGGGCGUUUGAGAAAGAGCAAAUGGCAGACUAGCUGUGACCCCACUGCCCCACCCACUGGAUGGAGAUCCUCACUACACCUCAGUCUGCUCCUCCUCCUCCUCCUCCUCCUCCUGUUGGAAAAACAAGUUUAAACUGCAGAGGAAUGAGGUGAGAAAUGCAAGUCAUUCCUGCAUGUUUAAAGUCAAACGGACGGGGCGUGAAUAAAUCAGUUUGUCUAUAAUUCACUUUCUUGAAAACGCUCUGGGAGCUCGGCUGUGUUUGUGGCGGCGGCGGCACAGCGAACGAGUCCAGAUGACUGAUCACCGCCCCUCAUUCAGAAGAUAAACAAGAACGUGACUCACUGCCGCUCCCUCCUUCACAUCGCCACAGUAACCAGCUCCCAUUUCUUUGACAGGUUUCCAUUCAGAAACACGGCGCUGAAGAGGAACUAAACUCUGAAUCUGUCUGAGGGAGUUAAAGCGUCUUCUGGAGAGGGAGGCCUGCACAGACUCAGACGUCCUAAUUAACCAGAGAGUCCACCGGAUAAUGAACUAAAGCAGAGAGUUACAUAACUCCAGAUAUUCGAGGAAACCUUUCCCCGUCUGCCCACACAAGUCUUCAUUUUCUGAACCCUGCUGCCUCUAAAUCAGAGCUGAAGACCCCCGUCUCUGACUCUGAACAAGACCCCCCAGCCAGACCUGAAUCCAGGACUCUGACAUGUUGACGUUUAUAUUCACAUGAAAUCUGAGGUGCUGAUAAAUAUGACAUAAAUAAGGGUUAGAGAGAGAGAAGUGUAGCUACAAUCAUGUUAUUUUAUUCUAAUGAGUGAGAGAAUAAUAUCAUAAUUAUAAUAUAGAAUACCUGACCCUGACCGUACCGCCCCCUGAGAACCAUCCUCUGAAGCUAUAAUUACAUUUGUGCCGCCCGUCUCCUAAAGAACACGAGCUUUGUGUGGAGAGACAGGAGGUCUCUGAAUUUUCAUAUUUAUUUCCCAUGGUGCAUCAGCGCAGGAAUUAAUGGGCUGUUUGUCAAAGUCUAUAAAAGCUGAAUUUGUCGGAGCCACUUCCACUCUAAUGCUGAUUGACUCUCUGCUAUUCCCAGCACAUCCCACCAGCAACGAAAUAUACAAAGCUUGAGCAUUUGCUGAUAAUGGGCAAUAAUAGCUCACAAUGUUCUUUUGCAAAAUCAUCACCUCAUCAGACUCUAAGUAAUUCAAUUUGUUUUAAUAAUGUUUCUGCAGAGGUGAAGGUUUGGAGAGAGAGAGAGAGAGAGAGCUGUUCUUCUUUUACUCUCUAUUAAACCGAGUACGUUUAAAGCUA